CAACGACCUCCCCCCCACGCCCCUCCCCCCUCCCCUCCUCCCCUCCACGCCUCCCCACGCCUCCCUCUCCACCUCCCCCUCCUCUUCACACCGCUCUCGCCCUCGCUCCGGCUCUCGGACCUCCCCGAUCGUCUCCCACUACGAAGCAUGCUGGGCGGAGAUCGAUCCGGCGGCGAUGAUGGCGGCGGCAUGAGCAGCGGCGUGUACGGCGGCUCGGACUCCUGCUCCGACACGUCCGGCUACUAUCACACGUCGGAUGGGGCGUACGAGUCCUCCUCCAGCGACUGCCGGUGCACCUGCCUCGAUGUGACCCUGCCGAAUGCCUUCUACUGUAUGGUGGUGUCCUGGAACAGCUCCCUGCCCCGAUCGCUGCUCAAGCUCAGGGUCCUCGGGAUCGCGGCCUGCUGGUGGGGGCUCAUCCUGUCCAUUGUGGCGGCCCUGUCCUGUGUGCUCUUCCUGCCGCUGUACACGUCCAAAUCGUGGUCCCUGUCGCCGGGGGGGACCUUCAAGAUCGAGGUCAACCCCCGGUUCUUCGACGGGGUCACCCACCUGUCCGGGGCCGAGGCCGAGAUGUACUUCACCCCGGCCGAGGAGGGCCCCCCGGGGCGCGUCAGCAUGCUGACCACCGACAUGGUGUCCGAGCUGCACAGCCCGUCGGCGCAGUAUUAUCGCGCGUUCGAGCUCCACCUGCCGGCCGGGGGCCAGGUCGCGUCGGUUCUGUCCGGGAAUGUGCCCUGUCCACUGACCUACCUCAUCAUCCAGGGGUGGUACAAUUAUGACCAGUGGCGGUACGGGGAAUGGGCGCCGGUGGUGUUCCAGGCUACGCUCUUCGCCGGGCAUCCGAUCACACACACCCUGCUGUCGUACGAGACGGAUUCCUACUUUUUCGUGGUCUUCAACAGCUCGCAUGGGGCCUGCCCCACGGUGCCGCUGUUCAUGCAGCUGUCGCCGGAGGUGCCGGCAUACCGCCUGUCGCCGAGCCGGCGAAUGGCCCUGGGCCAGGAGACGGCCGUGCCGGCCGGCCAUGCUGGCAUGGCGUCGGUCAUCGUCCACACCAAGAGCGCGCUGCGGUAUUAUGACGUGCGGCUGGGGUACUCCCGGCGCCCGGGCGAGCUGGAUGUCAUGCUUGGCUUGAGCAUCGGCCUGCCAGCCGGGCUGGGGGCCCUGCUUGCGGUCAUCUGCUGGACGGUGUUGCAUGUGAAGGUGGCCCAGAGGCGGCGACUGGCCGGUGGGCCGGCCUGGCAGCAGGUGUCGCCGGAUGACGGGGGCGCCGGUGCUGCCCCGACUCCGGGGUGCCCUCCGGCCGGCGGUGCGGCAUACGGGCAUGCCGGCCGGUCGGCGGACUUGUCGCCGGCUCCGGCCGAUGGGUGGCCCGAUGUGGCGCAUGAUCCUCUGCUGGGAGGGCUGCCGGCGGGUUUGGCGACAUCCCGGCCGGGGUCGCCUGGCAUGCCGGCGUAUGGCGCGACGGGGCAAAGCUGGGCCUGCGACGGGGCGCCGCUGGACUUUGCCGCGGCCGAGCCCCCGCCGCCGUACUCGGCCGAGCAGUCAUCCUCCUCAAAUGUGGGAUGGUCCAAAUACUGACGUUCGUGGGCCCGGUGGCUGGAUUCCUUUGAAAUGCACCUGGCCGAGAGGU
Molecule: messenger RNA, 1633 nt
Organism: Fonticula alba
Lineage: Eukaryota; Rotosphaerida; Fonticulaceae
Exons: 2
Coding region: 148-1581 (477 amino acids)
Source: RefSeq, a predicted model, not a curated record